AUGCGUUUCGCUCCCCAAAUGUCGCUAGUCCUGCCUAUGGCAAUACACGGCAUCUUGACCAUCCCAGGGGUAACGGCACACUGCUCGGAUGGACUUGUGAACGUUGUCUUUAACUCGCAUUACAAACUAUCUCAAUUCUCUCAGAUGCCUGGCGCUUCUAAUUGGCUCACGUUCGCUUUUGGAACUCAGCCUAAGCAAAUCCCAAUGUUGGGCAACGACAAGGACGCUGUUGAUAAGGCCAUCGCGGCGGUUAAUGGCCCAAAUCCACCGGACUACUUGCUCACAUUCAACGAGCCCGACAAUGAUUACAAGACGGGCAAAGUGAUAUUGCAUCCCAAAGAUGCCGCUGAUCUUAUUAAACCAUUGUUGAAGUCACCUGGAAACCAUACAAAAUUCAUCGCACCAGUGCCGGCCCACCAAAUGAGCACCUGGCUUACUGAUUUCUACAACGAAUGCCAGUGCCGAGACUUCUUCGCUGCACACAACGUCCAUAUCUAUCGACCGACCGUCGAGGAAGCCAAAGCCGAAAUAAACGCUUUCCGCGAGAAGUACAACGAUAAGCCUUUGUGGAUUACCGAGAUUGCACCGGGUCAAUCUACACCACGUUGUCCGAAGACGAUUCCCUGGGACAAGUCGAUCAAGUUCAUGCAAGAAAUAUACGCCUGGGGACAAUCAACUGAAUGGAUUCACAAGAUAUUUUGGAACUCGGGUAAUCAGAUCAACUGUAAUGAUACCAAUGUGGCUGCCUCUUAUCUGCUUGAUUACAAGGAUAAGCCGACGCCACUACUGGAUCCUUUCAAUCACUUGACUUGUUCGUGA
Molecule: messenger RNA, 819 nt
Organism: Aspergillus tanneri
Lineage: Eukaryota; Fungi; Ascomycota; Eurotiomycetes; Eurotiales; Aspergillaceae
Exons: 1
Coding region: 1-819 (272 amino acids)
Source: RefSeq, a predicted model, not a curated record